Molecule: messenger RNA, 1908 nt
Organism: Colletotrichum fioriniae
Lineage: Eukaryota; Fungi; Ascomycota; Sordariomycetes; Glomerellales; Glomerellaceae
Source: RefSeq, a predicted model, not a curated record
AUGCCAUCAUUCGCGCAGAAGCAUCAGUUCAUUCUGCCGCAACCUGCGCAAACGGCAUCAUUGGCGGGCCCGUCGUGCCCUCAAAAGAGGCGUCUGUCAAGCGUUGACGACUCACCUUCACCAGAUGCACUCAUCGCCACUGAGCAGCCCUUGAAGCGGGCCAAGCUGGAGAGCACCGACCUCGCCGUCUCUGACAUCCCUUCCAGUGUCGUCUCUGACGUACCAGCAUCUGCGUCUUUGCCUGUGCCUGUGCCUGCCGCUGUUCCAGCAGUGACUAACGACAUGGAGGACGCGCGCGACGCUAUCCAGUAUCAAUUUGGUCUUGAGAUCUUGCUCAAGCACAAUGAGCUGAGGCUAAUCAACCAAGAACUGGCAAAAUGUCAGGUCGCUCUCGAGCAACUCCGUCGCUGCCAUCUCAUUCCGUAUCCUACUGCCUGUCCCACCCCUGCGCAGAUGUUGGAUAUCAGCAACGGAAAGGGUCCAGCUCUGCAAACCCGUCCGGGAGAGCCUGUCCCCCAAUGGGCUGCGCCUUUUGGAGUUGUCGAUGGACCUUACGCUCGACAUUACGCCAAGUGGCUCAUUCCCGAUCCCAAGUUUGAUGGCAUGCAACCUGAGUGGUACCCAGUGCUUGAGACUGCCCGUAGCAGAAGCUCAGUUGAGGGACGAACGACAAGAAACAGCAUGUCUGAUCUCGCCAGCGCAAACAAGAGCCGCUCGAAUCGGGGUAUUGGUAGCCAGAAGCUGCAGUCUCUCUCCAGCGGCUACCCUCAGCCUAAGGAGAAGGCCGGUCCUUGUGUUCUCAAGCGCUCCGACGGCCAGACUGUGAAGCUCGUCUGCUUGGAUUGCAAUCGGGAGAACUUCAGCAGCACUCAGGGCUUCAUCAACCACUGCCGCAUCGCCCAUAGGCGAGACUUCAAGAGCCACGAAGAGGCGGCCGUUCAUUGCGGUCACCCCAUCGAGGUUAAUGAAGGCGGCAGUAUUGUUGGAGAGGAAAAGGCUCCGCCUCCUCCCUCAACCGCCAUCGCGUCUGGUCUCGUCCAUCCUUUUGCCCAGACCGACAUGUCCACCCAACAGGCGUACGUUGCUUUGCGUUCUAGGAUCGCAGAUUCCCUCAAGUUGUAUCGUGAUGGCAAGCUGCCUGGCGUUACAAGCAUCCCUCAAGGUACUUCAAAGGCAGAGCCUGCGAGGUCCGCUACGCCAAAGGCCGGAAACUUCGUCGCCUCGGCUGACACCCCCUUCCUUUCGCGACUCAUGCAGAGCAGAAACUUCACCGGCAACCUCAGUGACAUUGUCAGUGACGCCAAGGAGAAGAUGUCGCUGGAAGACCUCACAUCACCGGGAGAGGAAUCGGAAGAUACCGAGACUGGUCUCGGCAGCCCGAAGAGCAGUGCUGGAUCAGCUGCUCGUAUGCCUGCCAUGCGCAUGCCUGCGAGAGCACCAAUGUCACCCGUCACUCUGACUUCGUCGACAAGACCAACAAGCAGCAAGGGGAGGUCGCCUCCCACGGGCUUUGCUUCGCCGCCCAUGAGCAGUCCCGAGAAGGAUGACGGACCCACCAGGGUAGUAAUACACUCUGGUGAGGAUGUCGACAUGGAGGACGUUGACCUCAGCCCCAGCACGAUGGUCAGCAACAACGCACCUUCGCUUGUCAGCGACGAUGGCGAGUAUGAUGACUCUGACGACGGGUCGUCUGAAUCCGGCGUCAGCGACCGCAUGGAUGCCGAGUCGGUGUCCGACGUUGCUGAGAUCACACUUGAUGAGGAUCACGAUGGACGCCCUCUUGGUCAUCACAGAGAGUCCAGCGGAGUCGGCUCCGGCACUGCGAUGCGUCUCAAGAAGGAUGAGAACAAGCACGUCACUUUCGUUAGCCCUGUCCACGACAGCGCGAAGCGAGCCCGAAAAGUUUAG